Osmerus eperlanus (European smelt) is the source of this 17276-nucleotide messenger RNA. It is a transcript of the gene kmt2cb, whose product is annotated as lysine (K)-specific methyltransferase 2Cb. The record is from RefSeq and is a predicted model, not a curated record. Gene Ontology annotation, molecular function: histone H3K4 methyltransferase activity; transcription coactivator activity; histone binding. The transcript has 59 exons. Gene Ontology annotation, biological process: positive regulation of transcription by RNA polymerase II. Gene Ontology annotation, cellular component: nucleus; MLL3/4 complex. The coding region runs from base 771 to 15551 and encodes 4926 amino acids. NCBI's taxonomy places the organism in Eukaryota, Metazoa, Chordata, Actinopteri, Osmeriformes, Osmeridae.
UGGCCACCGUAAAGGAGCAUAAGGAUACAUUAUUUGCAACUUUAAUUUUAUAGAUAUUCCACAGACUUUCACUAUCAGUCACUGUCUGAAAAGAAAGUGUUAUUUCACUUUCCGCCGUUGAUGUCAGAAAGUCUUUCAGUCGGUUAUCUUUGCGUGUCUAUGCGAGUCUCUAGCCGAGGUAACCUGCAGCUUGCUCUCCGCUUGACGCAGCUGAAGAAAAUAGAACCAGUUGGGAAGCGAGUAGCUAGUAGGCUCGAUCAUCGUUACUCCGCUAGCUAGCCAACUGGUCCACCUCAUCCGUGAUAUCUCUAAAGGAUUUGUUUUGGUUCGUUUUGGGAGUUGUUUGUGGGUCUGACGUGGAGUAUGGAUUUCUUUUUUUUUCAGACAAAAAAUGAAAUAGUUGGCUACAGGACUUGGGGUAUCUAACCGAAACCUUUUCGUAUUGCGUCGACAGCUGUCAUUGAAGAAAGGAAAGUGAUCCAUCAGUGUUCGUGUGCUAAUGAAACAAGUCCCUUUGGAUGUACAUUUUGUAUUAUUGUUGAAAUGGUUGAAGACAAGGCUCAACAUUGGAUCAAUGGUUUAUGCGUAAUGCAUUUUUGACAACUGCAGUGUUCCUCCAUCCGAGAGAAACCCUGCUUCAUUGAGCUAGCUACCUAGCCAACUAGCUAGAUUGCUAGCUAAACUACAAAGUUAUAGAAGUAUAACAUCAGCUAUAUCUCCAGCCAUUUUGGACAUGAAGAAAACAAUUCAUUAUUCAUAGGGUUGGAAGAAUGUCAUCAGAGGAUAAGACUGUGGAGCCCUCUGACCAAGGGCCCUCACUGCCACCCAGCAGCACAGGGGCCACAUCCACAGGAAGUCCUGCCCAGACAGACAAGCGUCCCAGAGGCAGGCCACGCAAGGAUGCUGCCACCGUCACAACCCAGGCUCUGCCCACGGCCACGUCCAAAACCAGAAAGAAGGGUCGCACCAGAGGAAGAGUGGUUGUGGACGAGGAGGACAGCAUGGAUGGGACCGAGGUGGCAGAGUCGGUGGGCCUUCAGGACACAGAGACUAAAGAGCUGCCGGGGGAGAGGGCCGAGGAGCUGGGAGAGGACGCCACCAGACCGCCCGGCCCUGCCAGCAGAGAACCCAGACACAGUGAUGGUCUCUGUACCUUCUGCUACUGUGGCGGCCGUAGCCUGCUGGGUCAGGGAGACCUGAGAGCGUUCCGUGCCCCGCCUGCCCCCGACCCCCCCCUCAGCUGCGAAGACGGAGGUGGCAGCGCUGACGACGGCAGCAAGGAUGAGCAUAGCGGCGGAAACUGCGACAGAAGCAUCAAACCCAACGCACCCACGGAGAUCAGCUUGGGGCAGGGCACACAGAAUGGAGCUGGGAGUCAGGGGGCAGACCCAGACCCAGGCAGCAGGUUCUGGGACGAGCUUGCCCACGUGGGACUCCCCGACCACCUGGACGUCCGGUCGCUCGUUGACGAAUCAGGGCAGUGCUGGGCCCACCAGCGUUGCGCCUUGUGGUCCGACAGCGUGUGCAAGGAGGGCGAAGGACAAUCGCUGCUCAACGUGGACAGAGCCAUCGACUCAGGGAGCACAAAGCACUGUGCCUAUUGUAAGCGCCUUGGAGCCUCCAUCAAAUGCUGUGCUGAAAGCUGCACUCGCCUGUACCAUUACCCCUGUGCUGGAGCUGCCGGCACCUUCCAGGACAUCAGGAGCCUCUCCCUGCUCUGUCCAGAGCACCUCCAACUGGCCCUUAACAGAUUUCCGGAAGAGGCGAUCUGUGCGCUGUGCGACAGCCCCGGGGAUCUUGCCGACCAGCUCUUCUGCACCAGCUGCGGCCAGCACUACCACGGCAUGUGCCUGGACAUGGCCGUCACCCCGUUAAGGAGAGCAGGCUGGCAGUGCCCCGAGUGCAAGAUCUGCCAGACCUGCAAGAACCCAGGGGAGGACACCAAGAUGCUGGUGUGUGACGUGUGCGACAAAGGUUACCACACCUUCUGCCUGCAGCCUGCCAUGGACUCCAUCCCCACCAACGGCUGGAGAUGCAAGAACUGCAGAGUGUGUGUCCAGUGUGGAUCCAGGACCAGCGGUCAGUGGCACCCGGCCAGCCUUUUGUGUGAGAGCUGUGUCCAGCACCAGGACCCGGCGCUGUGCUGCCCUCUUUGUGCCUGCGUCCUGGACCCGGAGCACCACAAAGACGUGCUCUGCUGUCACACUUGCAAAAGAUGGCUCCACCUGGAGUGUGAGCGUCAGAACUCAGGCCAGGCUGACGUCCACCCCAGGGAGGACUACACCUGCUCCAGCUGCAGGCCUGGCAUCCCUGAGCUCCCACCCCAGGCGGAGGACGAGGUCCCCAUGGACACGGGCCCAGAGCUGAGCCUGCAGCCAGCCUUGACGCACACACGCCUGUCUGACUCCAGUCCGCAGCUGUCCCAAGCAGACAUGGACCUACACACGAGCCCACACCCCCCUCCUCCUUCUCCUCCUCCCCUUCCUCCCCCCAUGCACAGUGACCCAGAACAGGAACCACAGUCCGUUCCAACGCACACGGAGCCCAAUCCCGUCCAAGCCAUCGUCAUCUGUGAGACCAGCCAGGAGGGACGAUCUCAGGCCAAAACAGACCAGCAGCUUGUUUCAGGGGAAGUUGAUGGUGAUGGGGGGGCCAAGGAGGUUCCUGUCAACAAAGACACAACCAAGGCCCUAUCAGAAAUUCCACCAGUAGGAGAGAACGUGGAGAAGUUGGAUCAGCCCAUGCCCACGCAGCUGUCAGUGAGGCCAGAGCAGCCACAGGACACUACAGGACCCACGAAGCCAGCAGAGACAGAAACCCAUUCUGUUCAACUCAGCACAAAGGAAGUCAAGGCCAUCAUCUCACCCACCAAAGAAGCUGCUACCGGUCCGCUAACGGUCAAGGAUGAGCCCAUGGACGUGUGGCCCUCGGGACCGCUGUCAGCAGCGCUGGAGACGGCCCCCAAGGAGGCCAGAGAGCGGAGGAGGGGGGAACAUGUUCCUGGAAGCCUGGCUGAGAGGGCAGAGUCUCCAGAGGCUGUGGAGGACAUGGACACCAGCCUGGAGAGCAAGUCUGGCCUCUUCCACCUCAGCCCAUCCUCCUCCGACCACAAGCCCCUCAAGGCCUCCCUGGACAGGUUGGCGGAGAUGGCUGCCUCUCCCACCCACUCCUCCCCUCUCGCCAUGGGAACCUCCCCCAGAGAGCCCCCCCACCCCCAUGGCCUCCCUGGCCAGGGGGAGCACACAGGCCUGGUGACCUCCACCACUCACAUACCACUCACACCCAAGAUCGGCAUGGGGAAGCCAGCCAUCACUAAGAGGAAGUUCUCUCCCGGGAGGCCCAGGGUUAAACAGGGCGCAUGGAGCCCCCAUAGCAGUGUGAGCUCCCCCUCGUCCUGGUCUCCCGACCAGCCAGAGGGGUGGGAUGUUCCAAAGACCAGGCAGCCCUCCAGCUCAAGCCCCGGCUGGAGCAUCCGAGUGGGUCGAGGGUCCGCCUUCCCAGGUAGGCGGAGGCCCAGAGGGGCGGGGCUGUCGGGCAGAGGGGGGCGUGGCCGAGCCAGGGGGAAGAACGGAGCUUGUCCUUCAGUCAACUCUGGGGUGACUACCAUGGAGACGCCAUACCCCGUGAAGGAAGAGGAGGACAACGCCAUGCACAACACGGUGGUCAUAUUCUCCAGCAACGACAGUUUCACAUUGAAACAAGACAUGUGUGUGGUGUGUGGGAGUUUCGGACUUGGGGCCGAGGGCCGACUCCUUGCCUGUGCUCAGUGUGGACAGUGCUACCACCCCUUCUGUGUCGGCAUCAAGAUCACCAAGGUGGUGCUGAAUAAAGGCUGGCGUUGCCUGGAGUGUACGGUGUGUGAGGCGUGCGGCGAGGCCAGCGACCCGGGGCGCCUCCUGCUGUGUGACGACUGUGACAUCAGCUACCACACUUACUGCCUGGACCCACCCCUGCAGAACGUGCCCAAGGACAGCUGGAAGUGCAAGUGGUGUGUGUCCUGCACCCAGUGCGGUGCCACCUCCCCAGGCCUGAGGUGCGACUGGCAGAAUAACUACACCCAGUGUGGCCCCUGUGCCAGCCUGGCCUCCUGCCCCAUCUGCCAGCUGGACUACAGUGAAGGAGAGCUGGUGGUGCAGUGCCGCCAGUGUGACAGGUGGAUUCACGGCUCCUGCCAGGGUCUCCGUUUUGAGGAGGACGUGGAGAAGGCGGCGGACGGCAGUUUCGACUGCACAAUGUGUCGAGCUUUCAAGAUCACCAAGUCGGUGGCGACAGCCAAGGCCAAAGACUCUAUUGAGCCUCCAGCUAUGACGCAUAUUGUCACAAAGGCUAAAGAAAUCGACUUGGUGAGGACGUACACCCAGGACGGCGUGUGUCUCACAGAGUCCGGGCUGUGCCAGCUGCAGAGCCUGUCGGCUGCGGCGGCACGGCGCCGGAAGCCCAAGCCCAAGCUGAAGCUGAAGAUCAUCAACCAGAACAGCGUGGCCGUGCUGCAGGGGCCCGGGGAGCCCCCCUCAGAACAGGCCCGCCACGAGGACAUGGACGACCACAGAGAAGCAGAGCUCCUGGACUGCGAUGCCAAGUCAGACUCCAGCCCGGAGCGGGAGCCUGCAGAGGAGGACUCCAAGGGGGCCGACAGCAGCAAGAAGAGGAAGAGGAAGCCGUACCGGCCGGGCAUCGGAGGGUUCAUGGUGCGUCAGAGGAGCCGGCCUGGACUGGGCCUAGGCAAGGCCAGGCGAUCACUGUGCAGGAAGGAUUCAUCCGGUUCUGUGUCUGAAAACCCCAUAGGAAAAGAUGACGGAUGGGGAGAGCCGUUACCUGACACACCCGUGGAUGACAUGCCCCCGGGACCAGAGGUACCGGAGAAGAUCAAGAAACGCUACAGGAAGAAGAAGACCAAACUGGAGGAGGCCUUUCCUACCUAUCUUCAGGAGGCCUUCUUCGGCAAGGACCUGCUAGACAAGAGCAAGCAGAGGCAUCAAGGGGUGGAGUCGGGCCUCUUGGAGGAGGGCCAAGGCCAGGUGGACAGGAAGCACCCGACCGCCAGCUUCCUGGACCCGGCCUCGGACCCCCUGCUCAGCGCAGCCACCACGCCCAUCGGCACCAGGGCCACAGUACCACCCGGGCUGGACAUGGGACCCCUGGCGGACAGCUCCCCUGCAGCCCCCCAGUCUCACUCAGGACGCAGAACACCCCGCACCCUGCCUGAGGAGCCCCUGGACGACAUCCUCAGCCCUGAACUAGACAAGAUGGUCACAGAUGAAUCGAUUCUCAGCAAACUCUACAAAAUUCCAGAGUUAGAGGGGAAGGAUGUGGAGGACUUGUUCACUGCCGUCCUCAGCCCCAGCACCAGCCAAACACCACAGAUGCCUCACCCGCACGGCCCCGGGCCCCUACACACCACACCAAGCACCAGUCUGGCCCACCCCAACACAGGUAAUGCCAUGUUCCCACGGAUGCCCAUCAUGAACGGUAUCAUGGGCCAGAACCAGCGUUUUCCCCUGACGCCGCCCAAUCAAGGAGCCGGACCUUGCAUCCCGGAGAACUUCUCCCCCAUUCACCGCAUGCCUUUCACUGACAAUCCAAGGGACAGGAAGUUUAAUCAGAUGAGCAGAGAGGCUGUGGGUCCCUGGGCCUCCCCUGCCCAUGGCCCUGGCCCACCUCCUCCUGGCCCCGGGGCAGAGGGAGAAACAGAGGCCAUGUCGAAUGCCCAAAGGAGCACUCUCAAAUGGGAGAAGGAGGAGACACUGGGAGAGCUGGCCACCGUGGCCCCGGUCCUCUACACCAAUGUAAACUUCCCCAACCUCAAGGAGGAGUUUCCAGACUGGUCUACAAGAGUCAAGCAAAUUGCUAAAUUGUGGAGGAAAGCAAGUUCACAGGACAGAGCCCCAUAUGUGCAAAAGGCAAGAGACAACCGGGCUGCUCUGCGCAUCAACAAGGUCCAGAUGACCAACGAGACGGUGAAGAGGCAGCAACCGGCGCAGCAGCAGCCCCCCGAGGUGUUUGACCCCAACAUACCGCUAGACACAGACCUGCUCUUUAAGGACCCUUUGAAACCCAAAGAGUCAGAGCAUGAGCAAGAGUGGAAGUUUAGACAGCAAAUGAGACAGAAAAGCAAGCAGCAAGCCAAGAUCGAAGCCACCCAGAAGCUGGAGCAGGUGAAGAACGAACAGCUCCAGCAGCAACAGCAACAGCAGACGGGCAGCCAGUCGGAGAGCGACGGCCCCAACAGCGGCAAUCAGAGCCCUGCCUCCCAACCCAGUAAUGGCGCUAUGUCCCCAAUGCAGCAGCUGAACCCUAAAGAAGGCUUUGCCAGGCCCCAGCUGCCUGGGACGCCCACCUCCGGGCCCCCUGAGGAUGUGUUCCUGCGCCCCCCACCUCCUCCUCCUUCAGGCCAGUCCUCCCAGCCUCAGUCUCCUCAGGUCUUUUCCCCUGGCUCCUCUGGCUCUAGACCCUCCUCCCCAUGGGACCCCUAUGCCAAGAUGGUAGGGACGCCCAGGCCUCCUACUCUAGGGCCCAGCGUGUGCCGCAGGAUGUCAAUGGAGUCCGGCAAGUCUCCUACAUCCCUGAUGGAGCAACAGGACAGAGGGAGGCCCUCUCCUGCUCACGAGUCUUUUGGUUCACCCACAUCCAUGAGCAGCGACCCCUAUUCAAAGCCCCCAGACACACCUAGGCCUGUAGGGGAGAUGGAUCCGUUCCUCAAGCCCAUGGGACCCCCCAGGCCCAGCCAAGCUUCUCAAGGAAGGCCCCCAAUGGGUUCCCCAGGCAGGGACCCGUACUCAAGACCGAUGAUUCGAAAUGAGGCCUACCAACGCAUGGCCCAGAACAGGAUGAUACUGUCAGACCCUUAUUCCCGGCCCUUGAUGGCACCCAUUCCGGGUAGCAAUGAGUCUGGAUCGGUCUCUUUGUUUAAAACACCCAUGCCUCCUCCCCAAGCCCAGGACCACUUCAACAGACCAAUGCUACAUCCCGCUGACCGAUACUCUCAGAAUCAACAGAUUGACCCCUACGCUCAGCCGCCCCUGACACCUCGACCCUCCAUGAACGACAGCUUCACAAGUCCCCCCAGAAUGGCCCAGCACCACCCCCAGGGAAAUCCAUUUGCUCAAUCUGGGCCGAUGCCACAGAUGUCCACCAGGAACCCUUACUCUCAUGCACCCUCCACCCCAAGGCCCGACCAUUUCCAAUGUGACCCCUACUCCCAACCACCAGGCACGCCUCGGCCGUCCGACCCCUACUCUCAGCCUCCAGGGACCCCUAGACCCAUGAAUGAACCCAGUGGUCUACCUCGUCCAUUCUUUGAGCCCUAUGCGCGACCUCCUGGUACACCUCGCCCACACGAUAACUACGGGCAGCCGUCAAACACCCCUAGCCCAUCCUCAGACCCGUACUCCCAGAUUCCAUCCACUUCUCGGCCUGGCGGCAUGAACCAGUUCCACCAUCCAGGUCAGAGAAUGUCCCCCUCCCACUCCAUGGACCCCUAUGCCCAGCCACCUGGUACCCCGCGGCCAUCAAUGGGGGAGAGGUUCUCCAAAUCUCCAGGAAGCCAGAGAGUAGGCAUGGACCCAUACGCAAACGCCCCAGGGACCCCCAGGCCUGGGAGUGGAGACAUCUUCUCUCAGCCUGGAGGAACUCCCAGGCCAAUGCUGAAUGACCCAUACGCCCAGCCUCCGGGAACCCCCAGGCCAGGCAUGGGCCCGGAAGGCCUUGGUAGACAGGUGCAGAGGCCUGGACCCAUGAUGAACCAGGACCCUUUCUCCCCACCUCAAGUCCGAAUGCAGGAGCCCUUUCAACAUCAUGGUUCACAAACGCCCAAGCAUCCCGGUGUUCCAGAUGAAGGGUUCUCUCAGGUAUUGUCCAGAAGACCUAAUCAGAUACCAGUCCAUGACCCAUACGAGCAUGCAGCUAUGAACCCUCGGCCACAGCCAACAGAGAGACUGGAGAUGAAGGAACAGCAAGGCGUGGGGAAUCCUGUCAAUGCAGUGCAGGAUCCCGUACAGCUGGCUAACAACCCUCAACUUUCUGGCAUUCCUACUGAAGCUCAGAGUGUCCCCCUAUUAGACAGCGAGGAGAGGCUGAGACAGCGUCAGCGUAUUCGGGAGCUGAUUCUGAAGCAGCAACAACAGAGGAGUGCCAUCCGCCAGGAGCGAGGCCCGCAGGACCCUUCCAUCAACAUGUCCCCUGGCACACCCAGACCCUGGCCCCAGGAGGGCCACAUCCAGCAAGGGGAGAUGUUCAGUCGGCCACCACCUCCUUAUCCUGGACCAGGCCCAGUGAGAGGCCCCAUGAGGUUCCCUGGACACUUCCUUGGGGACCAACGGGGCCCUUUCCUCAAUGAGGGGCAGUUUCCCAGGGCUCAACAUCCUGGGGAUCCUAAUAUCAGACACCAGGGCCCAAGGUUUGCAUUUCCACCCGGAGGUCAGGGACCUCAUGGAGGACAGGAGUUCUUCCCCAGAGGGCCACACCCAAUGCAGGACAUUCACCCCCAGAUGAGACGCUCCAUGUCUGUGGACAUGGCCAAGUCCAUGGGAGGCAACCUGGCUGGGAUGCCUCAGCACUUUCAUCCUCGAGGAAUACCAGUGCAGCAGCACAACAUUAUGGGCCAGCCGUUCAUUGAGCUCAGGCACAGAGCCGUUGAAAGCAGGCUUCGUCUCCCCUUCAGCCCCUCGGGACCCAUGCAGGGCAACAUAGACCCGAGUGUCCAGCCUCAGAGGCCUCCUGGCUUCAUGGGUGGGCCAGAGUUCCGAUUCCCUCCAAACCAAGUCCCCAGGAUGAUGGACCCCAUGGGGAACCAGAGUGGCCAGAUGUCUGCCAGCAUGGAAAACCUUCACCAGCAGCCUCAAAUGCAGGGCACCGUCAUGCCUAGACAGUCACUACUGAUGAGAUCAAUGAGCCAGCCUGCUUCUAAUGAGACCCAGAGUAUGGCUGGCUCCAUGAUGCUGCAUGGGCAGGCUGAGACAGUCCCUAUGACUAGCAGUGAAGGAGUCGAGGAGAAGCUGGACACUGUGGAAUCAGCUGUCAAAGACCUUGAAGAUGUAGAGGUGAAAGAUUUGGUUGACGCUGACUUGGAGAACCUGAAUCUAGAUCCAGACGAUGGUAAAGAUUUGGACCUUGAGACAAACGACUUGCAUCUUGAUGACUUCCUAACCUCAGGAAAGUUUGACAUCAUUGCAUACACAGAUCCAGAUUUGGAUGACAUCAAGAAGGACAUGUUUAACGAAGAACUGGACCUCAGUGACACUAUGGAGGAUCACAGUGAUGCCUCAGACAUCCAGAAGGCUUUGUCUGAGAAGAAGAACUCCAGCGGUUCCACAAAUUCCUUCAGUUCAACAUCUGGAAUGGGAAAAUCUGAGCUUUCUGCCAACCAGUCUUCAGCAAAUAUCAAACCUGAAACUUGCACCAAUCAGAACUUGGCUUCCUUGCCAACCGAGCAGAGGAUCAAGGAGGAAGUUAAAGACGGUCAGAUGCCCACGGACGGGACUGACCAGCCAACAGAUGAAACCACUAGUGCUCCAGCUCAGCAGGGGGCGCUCUCUGAUUCCACCCCAGUCCUCUCUGGCCUCCUCAUCAAACAGCAAUCUGAGGACCCUUCACUAAACCCCAUGGGAGACUCUGUCAAACAAGCCGACAACCAACCCGACCCAGGCGAGAUGUCUAUGGAUGCCUUUGGAGGCGACCAGGUGCUGGACCCGAGUGGUCUGACCCUGGCCCAGCAAGCCCUGUUGAGCCAGACUCUGGGUCAGCAGGGCCAGCAGCAUCGGCCCCUGCUGCUGGAGGAACAGCCCCUCCUCUUGCAGGACCUCCUGGACCAGGAGAGGCAGGAGCAGCAGCAGCAGAGGCAGAUGCAGGCUAUGAUCCGUCAGCGCUCCAGCGACUCCUUCUUCCCAAACAUAGAUUUUGACGCUAUCACAGACCCUAUUAUGAAAGCAAAGAUGGUUGCUCUGAAAGGUAUCAAUAAAGUCAUGGUCCAAAACAACAUGGGAAUGACACCGAUGGUUAUGAACAGGUUUCCUCCUGCUCCUGUCACCCCAUGUCCUGAAAACAGUCCCCUCCCUCCUCCAGUGGUUGGACAGGUGGCAGAGCCAAUAGAUAGCAAGCUGACCUCGCAGGUGGUGAGGCCUAACCCCCCGAACUUUGGACCUGGUUUUGUCAACACUGCUCAGAAGGCCCAGUACGAGGAGUGGCUUCAAGAGACCCAGCAGCUGCUGCAGAUGCAGCAGAAGUUUCUAGAAGAGAAAAUCGGAGCUCACAGAAAGUCUAAGAAGGCCCUGUCAGCCAAGCAGAGGACUGCUAAGAAGGCUGGGAGGGAGUUCCCUGAGGAGGACGCAGAGCAGCUCAAACAUGUCACCGAGCAGCAGGGCGUAGUGCAGAAACAACUGGAGCAGAUCCGUAAGCAGCAGAAGGAGCAUGCAGAGCUGAUCGAGGAGUACAGAGUUAAGCAGCAGCAGAGCAGCAUGCCACCGUCUGCGAUGCCCGCCAUGGCGGCCGUGCCAGGGAUGCUCCCAAUGCAGGGCCCUGUUGGCAUCAUGCCAGGAGGACCAGUGAUGGGCCAGCCCCCUAUGAAUCCCAUGAUGCAGCAGGUGCCUCUCCAUCCAGGCCAGCCCAAUGCGCCACCACGCAUGCCCAACACCCCUGGCUGGCACCCGGGAGCUCCCAUGCCCAUAGCUGGCCCUGGAAUGCCCGUGCUCAUGCCCCCGCAGGUGCCCAUGAGCAACCCGGCAGCCCAGCCUACUCAGAUUCCCAUGGGAAGCCUGCCUCCACACCCACAGAUGCCCAUCGAGGCCCACCCUCCACAGCCCCAGCAGAAACCUGUUCAGGGAGCCAGCGGCAGCGGGCUAAAGUUUGAUGACAACAAUCCGUUCAGCGAGGGCUUCCAGGAGCGGGAGAGGAGGGAAAGGUUGCGGGAGCAGCAGGAGAGACAGAGGGUGCAGCUCAUGCAGGAGGUGGAGCGCCAGCGGGCGCUGAAACAGCGCAUGGAAAUGGAACAGCAAGGCAUGCUGGGGCCUGACGGCAACAUGACGCCUCUCUCCCAGAUGCCCUUCUUUAAUUCGGAUCUGCCCCAGGAUUUCCUCCAACCUCAAAGACCUCCACAACACCACCAGCAGCAGCAACUUGGCCCCAUGUUCCCCCAGCAGCAAGGCAUGCAGCCAGGCAUGGGUUCCCCCCCCGGGUCCUUCAUGCAAGGUGGAGACCGACGGACCAUGAUGGGCAAUGGGAUGAUGGGCCAGGACAUGGGGCAUGGUUUCGGGCCGGAUAACCUUGGGAUGCAGGGAGGCGGCUUUGCCCAGGGUCAACCCAGGCCAAGAAGGUUCAGUGGGCCCGGAAUGAUGCCCCAGAUGCCAGGGGAAGGGCUUCCUUUUGGGCCCGAAUCUGCCACUCCUCUACCCUCCAACUUCCCUGGCUCGGGCCAGUCUCUCAUCCAGCUUUACUCAAACAUCAUCCCGGAUGAGAAGGGAAAGAAAAAAAGGAACCGAAAGAAGAAGAAAGACGAGGAUGCAGAUUCGGUAAAAACUCCCUCCACACCUCACUCUGACCUCACCGCCCCUCUGACGCCCUGUGUGUCCGACACCUCCUCCACACCAACCAGGAACGCCCAUAUGUACGGGGACCAGGAUCUGUCCAGGUCCCCAUUACUGGGCUCCUCCACCCCAAUCCACUCCGAGCUUGAGAGGCAGCUGUCCGGGGGUCUUUCCUCCGACAUGGCCAGGGCCCAGGCUCUGGAGCAGGAUCGGAUCCUCAGCAACAUCAAGCUGGAGCAGACCGAGGCUAGCGAGUGCCACGGCCCCCGGGACAGCCAGAUGGGCACUGGGAUGGGUGCGGUGAAGGAGGAGGCCUGGAAGGGGGCUUUGUCCCCGUUCCCUGCUGGUCAGAGCCCCUCCCACAAUGCCAAGGGGGAGUCUGGGAACGAGCUGCUGAAACAUCUCCUGAAGAACAAGAGCACGCCGCCCCGGGGGCUGGCCCACCAGAGGUCUGACGAGAGCCUGCGCUCGGAGGAAGAGGAGGCUGCCGACUGCAAGGCCCUGCUCCGCCAGAGCUCCAUGGACAGCAACGGGGCCUACUCAGACGGCCAGCUGUCCGGCCCUACAGAGUUCCCUGGUUCCUUGUUACCUGAACAAGACAAGAAGAAAGGCCGCAACAAGAGAGCCCCCAAGGGUGGAGAGAAGCCCAUCUCUCGCUACAAGAAGAGGAGGAAAGAUGGGGAGGAGAAGACACUGGUGCAAUCCAGCACAGACACACUAAUGACCCAGCUCAAACAGCAACUGUCCCUCCUGCCCUUGAUGGAGCCCCUGAUCGGGGUCAACUUUGCCCACUUCGCUCCCUACGGCAGUGGGCAACUGAACGGAGAGAACCUCCUGUCUGGGACCUUCGGCAGCGCCUCUCUGGAUGGAGUCUCAGACUACUACUCCCAGCUGGCCUACAAGCAGAACAACCUGAGCAACCCCCCUACUCCCCCAGCAUCCCUCCCCCCGACACCCCCGCCUGUCAACCGGCAGAAAAUGAUCAACGGCUUCGCCACCACAGAGGAGCUGGCUAGUAAAGCCGCCGCCAUGGUGUCCAAAGGCCUGGUUCCCAAGCCCUUCCACGUCCCCUUCAGGACUGAGGAGGAGCUGCUGGCCCGGGCCAUAGCCCAGGGCCCCAAGACUGUGGACGUCCCUGCUUCUCUCCCCACACCACCCCACAACAACCAGGAGGAGCUCAGCCGAGGACAGGAGCACUGCAAGGACAGGGACACACCUGACAGCUUUGUCCCCUCGUCCUCUCCCGAAAGUGUGGUUGGCAUGGAGAUCAGUCGAUACCCGGAUCUGUCCUUGGUGAAGGAGGAGCCCCGGUCCCCCUCUCUUUCCCCCGUCCUCCCCAUGCUCCCUGCUCCCACCGGGGUGACAGGUGACAGGACAGGCUCGCUGACCAGGCUUCAGGACAUCAAGACAGAGCCCUGCAACAUGUUCUUCAGUUCUCACUCGGGGCCCAUGUGUGACUCCAAGCCUGGGCUGGUGUCUGUAGCCAUCACGCUGAGGCCAGCGGCAGCAGAGAACAUUACAGGCGUGGUGGCAGCCAUAUCAGACCUGCUGUGUGUGAAGAUCCCCAGCAGCUAUGAGGUCAGCAGCACCCCCGAGCGUGGGCCCCUGGCCAUGCUCAGCGGGCUCCGCGUGGGCCCCCACGGCCUGGAGCACCGGCCCCCCACCGCACUCUUCCAUGGCCGCGUGGACAUGGGGCCAGCCCCGGGAGGCCAGCCCCUCAGGGCUGGGGGCCCCCAGGGGAUGAUGAAGCAUCAGGGGCAGCAAAUGCCCUUCCAGCCCCACGCCUCAGGGCCCGUCCCAGCCAGGGAAGCCCAUCACAGGCCGCCAGGCAGCCCUGGUCCCAAGCCUCAGUGGUGCUGUAACUGCAAAGUGGUGGUCCUGGGAAAUGGAGUUCGGAAGUCCAUCAAAGACCUUCUCAUACACAAACAGGAGCUAGAUGGCCAGCCUCGACCAGAUGAAAACCUGGUCUUCUGCAGCCACAGCUGUUUCCUGCUCUACUCUGCCUCCUCCUCCUCUACAACAUCCUCCACACAGCCCCGGCCAGCCGCACACACCAAGGAUUCGGUGUCUCUCCUGCCAGAGUGUGAGCAGAAGGAGAGCCUGUCCAAAGCCCAGCACCAGUACAGCAACAACAUGUCCUCUCUAGACGUCCACUGCCUGGCCCAGCUCCAGCCCAAACACUCGCCGCCCUCCACCCCUCCCAUCCCCUUUCCCUCCGCCAGCGACGCCCCCAAGGCCGAGUCCAAGUCGGACGCCAUCAAGGUGACGGUGAAGCUGAAGGCGCGACCCCGCCCCCACCACCACCACGCUCAAGACUCCUGGCACCAGGGGAAGAGACAGAAGGGCCUGCGCUGGAGGAAGUGGAGCAUCCAGGUGGUGGUACCCAGGGGGAACUCCCAGCUCCCGGACGAGGACAAGAUCGACGAGCUCCUGCAGAAGCUGGGCGCCUCCCUGCGGCCCUCGGCCCUGCUCCGGGACCAGCGGCGCUGCUGCUUCUGUCACCAGCUGGGGGACGGUGUCACCGACGGCCCCGCCAGGCUGCUCAACCUGGACCUGGACGUGUGGGUGCAUCUCAACUGCGCUCUGUGGUCCACCGAGGUGUACGAGACCCAGGCCGGCGCCCUCAUCAACGUGGAGCUGGCCCUGCACCGCGGCCAGGCCGUCCGCUGCGCCUUCUGCCAGCAGGUGGGCGCCACCAGCGGCUGUCACCGCCUGCGCUGUACCAACGUGUACCACUUCACCUGUGCCCUGCAGGCCCACUGCACCUUCUUCAAGGACAAGACCAUGCUGUGCCACGCCCACCGGCCCCGCGGCACCACCGGACAGGCUCUGGAGCACGAGCUGCGCUGCUUCGCCGUCUUCCGCCGCGUUUACGUGCAGCGGGACGAGGCCAGACAGAUGGCCAGCGCGGUGCAGAGGCCCGAGCUGGGCUACACCUUCCGUGUGGGCAGCCUGGUGCUGCACGCCAUGGGCCAGCUCACUCCCCAGCAGAUGGCAGCCUUCCACUCUGCCACCGCCAUCUACCCGGCCGGCUACGAGGCCUGCCGCAUCUACUGGAGCAUGCGCCACGGCAACCGGCGCUGUCGCUACGUGUGCGCGGUGGAGGAGAGGGAGGAGCGACCAGAGUUCACUAUCCGAGUCAUUGAGCAGGGCUACAAGGACCUGGUGUUGGCCGACUCCACUGCUAAAGGGGUGUGGGAUAAGGUCCUGGGCCCAGUGUCUGAGAGGAGGAAUGAAUCAGGAACUCUGAAACUUUUCCCUGUUUACCUGAAAGGAGAGGACCUGUUUGGACUCACCAUCUCUGCUGUCACAAAGAUUGCAGAAUCGCUACCCGGGGUGGAGUCCUGUGAGAGGUAUAACUUCCGCUAUGGACGCAACCCUCUGAUGGAGCUUCCCCUGUUUUUCAACCCUGCCGGCACAGCCCGCGCCCAGCCCCGAACCAGCUCCACCUCCACCUCUCUGGUCAUAAGGCCCCAGACUGUUCCCCCCCCCACCAGCUCCAGGUCCAACCAGAAUGCGGCCCAGGGAGAGGGUGGUGCCCCCCACACCAAACCCCCCACGGUGCACCCCAGGUCCUCUCAGUACCGCUGGAUGAAAAGCGAGUGGAGGGCCAACGUCUACCUGGCCCGCUCUCGCAUCCAGGGUCUGGGACUGUUUGCCGCCAAGGACAUAGAGAAGCAAACCAUGGUGAUCGAGUACAACGGAACCAUCCUCCGCAACGAGGUGGCCAUCAGGAAGGAGAAGACAUACACAGUUCAGAAUCGAGGAGUGUUCAUGUUCCGCAUCGAUAGUGAACAUGUGGUCGACGCCACUCGUACAGGCGGCUUGGCUAGGUACAUCAACCACUCUUGCACCCCUAACUGUGUCGCUGAGAGGGUCACCUUCGAGAGAGGCUAUAAAAUCAUCAUUGGCACCAAUCGCAGAGUAGAGAAGGGAGAGGAGCUGUGUUUUGACUACAAGUUUGACUCUGUGGACGACCAGGACAAGAUUCCCUGCCACUGUGGAGCACCCAACUGCAGGAAGUGGAUCAACUGACAAACAACUACAUAAGAGGACACUUAAACACAAAUGCAUUCCAUGCCAAUAAUCUGCCCUGGGAAAGAGGAGGGGUUUUCACACUAACAUCAGGCUCAGGCCUUCUGUUCAUUCUGAGUCCCGCCUUAGGAGUUAGAAGCCGGUAGGGUUGAGAAAUCUAGAAGGACAUAAGAGGAUGUGACUUGUGCCAUAUGUUGCAAGCUCUGCUUCAUUCAGACAACCUUGUGUCUGUCAGCAUGUGUUAGAUGUACAUAAGGGGCAGAAUCCACCAGCGAAUGAGGAGAGAGCACUGUGCGGGGCGCGGCCUUAUUGGUUAUUAAGGGCAGGCCCUUUUGUUACAUACUAUCAAUGUGUACCAUAUGACUAAAUGUAGACAUCACUGAAUGGGGAAUGUACAGCAAUGACUACCACGAAGGGAAAAUUAACUUGCACUAAAAAAGAGACAAAUACACACACACACACACACACACACAACUUUAAAAUACUUGAUUCCAUGAGUCAGUUUUAUCAUAGGUUUCUUGUCAUGUGAUUUGAGUGGAAUUGGAGAGGACGUUUUGUAUUUAUUGAGUGAAUGAAUUUUAUUCUCAAAAUUAUGAGACAGUUGAAAGAAGACUGAACCGCUAUUGCUUUUUGAAGAUUAAAGACAUGCUGUUACUUUUUGUAUAAAUGUAAAUUAAGAAAAAUAUAGGAAUAACCGACCAAAUACUACCUUAACCUUGUUGAUGUUUGGGAUGUUUUUGAACUGCUUUUGUUUCAUUUGUCAUUGAAAUUUAUUUAAGAUGGACAUUAUGAUUUCAGUUUGAGAGUAUAUAUUAUGAUUAUUCUGUACAGAAUUUGUAAAAUAACCACAAUAAUUCACAAAAGUAUUUUUGUUGUAUUAAAAGUAUGGUAUUGUAGUGUAGUGUUUUGUGAUUUACACGUACUUUGACCACUGAAGAAGAAAUAUUUUUGUUGACUAACGUGGUAACAAGUUAUUGCUUAAAGAAUCUAACUCUUCUGGUGUAAGAGGACAUUCUGAUGUAUUCGCUGUUAAUCAGGUUUGAUUUUCUAGAACUGUGAAUUAGGUUUUAAGCCACCCAAACACAACUUUUACUUUUUUAACCAGAAUAGGCUAGGAAACCACCUUGUUGUCCUCUAUUGUUUUUUUGUUUUGUUUUUUACAUAGAAAUUAUGUACAGUUGUCCCAUGACAUUGUUGACCAUUUCAGAUGUGUGAAAUUAAGGUAUUGAAAGGGGGAGGGGGGAUCCCCCCACACACACACAAAAUCAUGAUUUGUGGGAAAACUUGUUUGAGACAGUAGGUGGUGCUACAUUUUCAAUGGAGAUGGCAUUCUACUUAAUCAGAAAUCUAUCUUACACAGACACUUCACAAGUGACAAAUGGAAGAGGUUUUGCGUGCACAAUUUCAAGUUGACUGUAUAAUUUUGGAGACAGUCUUAGAACUUGUAAUGUAUAUGGCAUGUAUUUUUUUAACUUUCCGAAUACUCAAUUGUAUAUAUUUUCUCAAUGAAUGGUUGUAACAAAAUUGUUUCUUGGAUAUUUUUCUUCUUGUAUUAUAUGACAUCAUCCUGCCAGUGUGUUUGUGCUACAUUUUUCUUGGUCCUGUAAAGUAGUCUAAAAUGUUUUUGGAAAAAUGCCUUUUGAAGUGUACAGAGUAAUAAGAGGUUUGGAGUUUGUGGAAUUGAAUUUAGAAACAUUUACAAAAAUAAACUAUUUUACAUCUUAA